This is a messenger RNA of Neomonachus schauinslandi (Hawaiian monk seal), 893 nucleotides long. RefSeq names its product endosome/lysosome-associated apoptosis and autophagy regulator family member 2. The annotation marks the transcript as partial. Gene Ontology annotation, biological process: positive regulation of BMP signaling pathway. The record is from RefSeq and is a predicted model, not a curated record. Lineage: Eukaryota; Metazoa; Chordata; Mammalia; Carnivora; Phocidae. The transcript is spliced from 7 exons.
CUCUUCUUGGGUCCCUCGUGGAAAUUACAUAGAGUCCAAUCGUGAUGACUGCACGGUAUCUUUGAUCUAUGCUGUGCACCUCAAGAAGUCAGGUUAUGUCUUCUUUGAGUACCAGUAUGUCGACAACAACAUCUUCUUUGAGUUCUUUAUUCAAAACGAUCAGUGCCAGGAGAUGGACACCACCGCAGACAAGUGGGUAAAACUCACAGACAAUGGAGAAUGGGGCUCUCAUUCUGUAAUGUUGAAAUCAGGCACCAACAUAUUGUACUGGAGAACCACUGGCAUCCUUAUGGGUUCUAAGGCGGUCAAGCCAGUUUUGGUAAAAAAUAUCACAAUUGAAGGGGUGGCAUAUACAUCAGAAUGCUUCCCGUGCAAGCCAGGCACAUUCAGCAACAAACCAGGUUCGUUUACCUGCCAAGUCUGUCCCAGAAACACCUACUCUGAGAAAGGAGCCAAAGAAUGCAUAAAGUGUGAAGAGCACUCCCAGUUUUCAGAGGAAGGAUCCAGUGAGUGUAUGGAGCGACCUCCCUGUACCACAAAAGACUAUUUCCAGAUCCAUACUCCAUGUGAUGAAGAAGGCAAGACGCAAAUUAUGUACAAGUGGAUAGAGCCCAAAAUCUGCCGGGAGGAUCUCACAGAUGCUAUUAGGUUGCCCCCUUCUGGAGAGAAGAAGGACUGUCCACCUUGCAACCCUGGAUUUUAUAACAAUGGAUCAUCAUCUUGCCAUCCCUGCCCUCCUGGAACAUUUUCGGAUGGAACAAAGGAAUGUAGGCCGUGUCCAGCAGGAAUGGAGCCUGCACUUGGGUUUGAAUAUAAAUGGUGGAAUGUCCUUCCUGGCAACAUGAAAACUUCCUGCUUUAAUGUUGGGAAUUCAAAGUGUGAUGGAAUGAAUG